This is a messenger RNA of Porites evermanni, 3654 nucleotides long. The record is from the annotation of a GenBank genome assembly. Lineage: Eukaryota; Metazoa; Cnidaria; Anthozoa; Scleractinia; Poritidae.
GUAAUGACAUGUUUACAUAGCAAGAAAAUUUUGUCUUGAGGCGAUCAAAAUCAUAAGCUACAUCAGAGACACACCUGACGUAUUUAAAGGUAUGAAAUGGAAUUUGUUAGAUUUUUUUUCUCUCUCUCUUUUUGUCUCCCCUGGGUGUGAUUUGAUUCAAAACACCAGAAGUCGUUUAAGUUACAGUGAUGAAAUGGAUUCCACCGUCACCAUCAGUUGAUUAAGCCGGAUCAUUUUAUUGAAGGCGCUUUGUUUCAACGACAGCCAAAAGACGAAAACGUCAGUUGUUUCCAAAAUACUGCAAAAAUCUAGUACUCUCACUUAGAUAUAAUCAGUGAAAGUAGAGUGAUCUUACGUAGCACUUUUGAAACAAACUGGAUCAACUGAUUGACUAACAUGAAUAAAAAAGAAACCAAUAUUAAAUUCAAUAUGCGUAAACUUUUCAAGAAUCGAUUAGAAAUAACCUCCCUUAUAACAUGUUAUAAUUUUCUCCCAUGAAAAUUUUGCGUUUUGCGCUCAUCUCUUUUAAAUAUGAAUGGGACACCUUAAUUGAAUCCUGACUAGUAAACGUUUUGAUAAUAUUAAAAGCACAGGUAGUAAAUUGUUUUGAGUUAAGUCAAAGGUCUCCUUGAAACAAAAGAGUACCGAGUUUCAUACUCGGCCAAAUACUCAGUAUCGGCGAGGCUAGUGGCAUGUUUACGUUACUGACUUUUGCAACUUGCGAUGAAGAUUUCCUAUAUGCCUGAGAUCAGAUCAGGCCGAAUUAUUGGAGACAUCACUGUCUACAAACACUGUUAAUCUUUAGUUUGGCAAGAACCAAUGCGCUUCCGGUUGGCACAUAAAUAUCGGUAGGUGACGUCAGCGUGGGUAUCGCCAUGGCUGCUAUUAUACAUUCCCGCCGGAAUUUAAAUUUAACGUGUAAGAUGUUUAGAAAAUCAGCUAUUAUUAUUAUUAUUAUAUAUUAUCAUUAUUAUCAUCAAUUACUUGCUUUUAUAACUCGCUGGAUACUUGUAUAUGUUUCAGUUGUUAUCCUGCAAAUCAUUUCGCUAUGGAGGAGAUCUUCACGCGCCGCGUUGUCGUAGCGACAGAGUGAUACUUUAUGGUUUUUAUUUGUAGGCCGGACGGUACAGGUGGGCAAUAAAAACGCCUAGAUGGGUCCACAAACAGAAGGACAUGAGAAGCUGCCCUCAAAAGGUCCCUUGUCAAUACAUCAGAAGGCCCUGUUUGUGUUCUGGGUCUCGAUGAUGUGCCUGGCUCUUUUUCGAAAAUUUCUGAUGUACUUUAAAGUUUCAAGCUUGAUGAAACUUCGCAUGCCUCCUGCUGGUAAGAAAACCUGACAACUGUUUCCCAUAAUUAUUAUUUGUCUGAUACUGAACAGGCAAGAGCGAUAAACAAACAAAAUCAAGGUGACGGCUUAGUAUCACUAAGUUGAAUUCUCUUACACUAUUUAGCAAAGAACUUAAGAGACCCUUAUCUAGACUAGCGCAUUUUUUAAUCAUGGGAUAAAUUUCUUAUCAUUCCUGUGUCUAAUAGUUUUAUUGGUAUUAUCCACUAGAUUAGCCUUUGCUAUUUGUUGAUGAUCUCAACUACAACUCGCUCCCUGUUUAGAUGGUUUUAUAUUGUAUUUAAUUGUAUGUUAUUUCAUAAUCUGUAGUGUAUAACGCUCAGCCAUCAGUGUCCUGUUUUAAUUGAUCCUACACGUUCUUUCUAAUUUCAAGAUCUUACAAAAGAAACCCAUAUGGUUAUGAUAGAGAACGGUGAGAUUUUAAAACAAAAGGAAUCUCUAGACACCAAAGAACACUUGGUGAACAUCGUUCAAGAGAACAGUGGAGACAAGAAGUCAGCAUUGCAGACUCAGGCUUCAACAACACCGUCACUCGACGAUUUCCUUUCCUCUGUGGCUGUUUUUGGAGCCAUUAUGUUCUUCUACUUCUUGUGCGACGACGCUCAUUACUUUCCAGCGUCAGAGCGCACUUACUCUCGCGACCUUUUUUUCUUUUUAACCUUGCUCCUGUUUGGAGUGGCCGCUGGAUUUACCAGAAAAGAGACUGCAGACAAGAUAUUAAACCGCGAGCAGACUGAAGAAUGGAAGGGUUGGAUGCAGGUCAUGUUCGUAUGGUAUCACUACUUCAAAGCUGCCGAGACUUACAACGCCAUUAGAGUAUUCAUAGCGGCAUACGUCUGGAUGACGGGUUUUGGUAAGUACUUUUGCAAUGCCGUACCAAUGCACGAAUCUGACUGAAUCUUGAUCGUCACUUUGAAGAUGCUACUUUCUGAAUAGAAUGCUGUAACUUUCAUUACCCAUUCAAUCAUCAGAUAAUACAAUAAGCGAGCCCACCCCUUCUCCCCCCUCCUCACUCUGGAAAAAAUCAAUUUUGUGUCGCAAGAGGUUCAACCAUUCUAAAAAAUAUUAACUAAUCAAACACGACCACUUUGUACAUGUUCACCAUCCGGGUUAACGGACACCUCCCAUCUUACAUCCGUUAAGCGCCCAAACUCUUUCUCUUUUUAAAGCUGUUGGGAUCAUUUACUAUAACUAUGCGGAAAGAACAUCGAGAAGAAUGAUUUGUAAAGUUCCUUUCUCAAUUUACUUUGUAGCUUCCCAAACGCCGAAAAUAUGAACCUCUCCAACAAAUGAAAGGUGAUUUUUAACGAGUCUAAUGCCUAGCUUACAUAAACUUAAUAAAACGACAUCAUAUAUUUUUUCAUCCUGCAGGUAAUUUCUCCUUUUUCUGGAUUAAAAAAGACUUUAGUCUUUAUCGUGUCCUUAAGAUGCUCUUUCGACUGAAUUUCCUGGUUGUGAUCACGUGCUUUGUAGUACGAAACGAGUAUAUGUUAUAUUACAUCUGUCCUAUGCAUACCUUUUGGUUCCUGUCAACAUAUUGCUUCAUGAGACUGCUGAACAGUUGGAACGAGGACCCCAAGAAGAUGGCCGUCAAAUUUAUUGUCUAUUUUCUUAUCGUUUUUCUGUUGUUUGAUGUGCCAGAAGUUGGUGAAAUAUUUUUUAAACCUUUUAGCUUUAUCCUUAACUACGAGAACUCUCUUCAUGAGUGGAUGUUCCGAGCGGGACUGGACCACUACGCAACACUGUUAGGCAUGCUCUGUGCAUAUUAUCAUCCCAACUUUGAAAGGUUCAUGGGAUACCUGGAUGAAAAGCCAAUUGCCCAACGUAAAGUAAUACGAUCUGGGAUCGCAUUUAUUUGCGUUUUAUCGUUCACGUUUUGGGUAACGUUCAUAUUUAUGCGUGAAAAGUACGAGUAUAACAAGGUACACCCAUACUUUUCUUUUAUUCCAUUGCUAUCCUACAUCUUUCUGCGCAACAUGUUCCCGUUUCUUCGCAAACACUACCUUCACAUGUUUACCUGGCUAGGAAAAAUCACCUUAGAAACUUACAUCUCACAGUUGCACAUUUAUCUCCAAGGCAAUGCUAGGUUUUUAAUUUCCUUCAUUCCGGAAUAUCCACUGCUUAAUUUUGCUUUGGCCACCAUAAUUUACUUGUUCUUGUCUUAUUGUUUAUUUCAUAUUACAAUAGAUAUCAGCGGAUAUUUGAUUCCCAAGGACUACAGAACAAUGCUAAAUACAGUUACGAUGGUUGGGGUCUGGCUGGCCACGUGCUAUGUAAUAGGGUUUAUUUUAACAGGCGUCUACUUUUAA